Meyerozyma guilliermondii ATCC 6260 is the source of this 963-nucleotide messenger RNA. RefSeq lists its product as uncharacterized. The record is from RefSeq and is a predicted model, not a curated record. Bases 1 to 963 code for a protein of 320 amino acids. The transcript has a single exon. Lineage: Eukaryota; Fungi; Ascomycota; Pichiomycetes; Serinales; Debaryomycetaceae.
AUGACCAAGUUUGGUGCGGUCAACCAGCUAUCGUUUUUACCAUUUCUUCUGGCUGAUCCUAUCCUACGAAUAUUGGGAGGACUAUGCGCCGACGGAAGACUUCGUUUCUUGAAAAUUUCUACACAUGAUAAGUAUGCCGUUGUUGAAAGCCCUUCCUUGGUUUAUGAGCUUCUUGAUUACCGAACACCAUCUGGUACCGUCAGUUUUACGUCGUAUGAUUAUUUGGGUCCAGACAAAAUUAUCGGAGGGUUCUCUGACGGUUCUAUGGCCGAGUUCAUUAUUCCCAACUUGAACGAUUCCCUUUACAACACCCCCUCGUACGUGCAAGCCAUAAGCGACACUGCUAUCACCGCCGUCUCCGUCGCUGAGCCUACUCCAGGCAAGUUUUUCGUUUCCGUCAACACCACUGGCAGUUUGGGAUUUGUGUUUGAAUACGGAAAUUUUGUCCAUGGCCGAGUGGAUUCGUCUCCCACCAAUUCCUUUUUAAAGCCUGUUGCCCAUCCAUUCUUGAAGAUCUUUGUCAGUUGCGACAGCACAGACAGCAUCAGUUACAGCUUUGUUCGACAUCCACAAGAGAAGCUGAGUUCAGUCCUCAAGGUUGAUGGAGCUGUCACCGCAUUGCAUACACCUGAGUUUGUGGGCCAUCCACUUGCACUAUGUGGAACAUCGUUCGGUGAGGUCCAUGUAAUCAAUGUUUGUCGAAAAAUACUCAACGGUACAAAGUCCACAAGUAAAACACUUGUGCCGAUGCGUCUAUGGAAACUAUGGAAGGAGGAUGACACUUUAAAGCUAUAUGGAGACUUUGACGUUGUACCUUCUGAGAAAGUCACUCGAAUCGCUGCUACUCCUACAGAUAUCGUGUUCUCGUCUUUGGCAUGGAACGAGACUAUUCUUGGAGGAGCAACUUAUGCCGCUGGUACACUCUCUGGUUUACUAGUAGUGGAAAGAUUGGUUGUGAAAUAG